AUGUGUUGCAACUACUAUGGUGGCUAUGGCUAUGGCUGUGGCUAUGGUUCUGGUUAUGGCUGUGGCUAUGGCUGUGGCUAUGGAUCUGGCUAUGGCUGUGGCUAUGGCUCCCGCUAUGGCUGUGGCUAUGGUUCUGGCUAUGGCUGUGGCUAUGGUUCUGGCUAUGGCUGUGGCUAUGGUUCUGGCUAUGGCUGUGGCUAUGGCUCCCACUAUGGCUGUGGAUAUGGUUCUGGCUAUGGCUGUGGCUAUGGUUCUGGUUAUGGCUGUGGCUAUGGUUCUGGUUAUGGCUGUGGCUACGGUUCUGGCUAUGGCUGUGGCUAUGGUUGUGGCUACGGUUCCCGCUAUGGCUGUGGAUAUGGUUCUGUCUGCUGUGGCUACCAGCCAUUCUACUACAGAAGAUGCUAUUCUUCUUGCUAG
This is a messenger RNA of Orycteropus afer afer, 417 nucleotides long. NCBI's taxonomy places the organism in Eukaryota, Metazoa, Chordata, Mammalia, Tubulidentata, Orycteropodidae. The record is from RefSeq and is a predicted model, not a curated record.